This is a messenger RNA of Pistacia vera, 1400 nucleotides long. RefSeq names its product myb family transcription factor APL. Gene Ontology annotation, molecular function: DNA-binding transcription factor activity. The record is from RefSeq and is a predicted model, not a curated record. The coding region runs from base 186 to 1100 and encodes 304 amino acids. The transcript has 6 exons. Lineage: Eukaryota; Viridiplantae; Streptophyta; Magnoliopsida; Sapindales; Anacardiaceae.
GAAUGUUCCAACACAAAGCCCUCUACUAUGAAUUCUCAUGAUAGACCCAUUUGUUCAAGGUGCUCUGGCCUUGUCCUCACCACUGACCCCAAGCCUCGUCUCCGUUGGACUGUUGACGUCAUGAACGAUUUGUUGAUGCUGUUACUCAGCUUGGAGGCCCUGACAAGGCCACUCCAAAAACUAUCAUGAGAGUUAUGGGUGUGAAGGGGCUUACGCUUUACCACCUAAAGAGCCACCUUCAGAAAUUCAGGCUCGGAAAGCAACCUCACAAGGAAUUCAAUGAUCACUCCAUAAAGGAUGCUUCAGCAUUAGAUCUUCAAAGAAACACUGCAUCUUCAUCUGCCAUGAUAAGCCGCAGUAUGAAUGAUAACUCACACAUGGUUGAUGCGAUUAGGAUGCACAUGGAGGUUCACAGAAGACUUCAAGAACAAAUAGAGGUGCAGAGACACCUUCAAUUACGAAUUGAGGCUCAGGGAAAAUACAUGCAAUCGAUUUUGGAGAAAGCUUGUCAAACCCUAGCAGGUGAAAACGUUAAUGCUUCAGGAGGUUUUAAAGGAAUGCCAAAUCAGGGAGUUCCCGACGUGGGAACAAUGAAAGAGUUUUGUCCUCCUCUCAACUUUCCACCAUUUCAAGACCUUAACAUUUACGGCGGUGAACAACUUGAUCUCCAACACAACAUGGACAGGGCAUCGCUUGAUGGGUUAUUGCCAAAUAAUGAUAAUCUUUGUCUUGGAAAGAAGAGGCCUAGUCCUUAUUGUGGAAGCGGCAAGAGUCCUUUGAUUUGGCCUGAUGAUCUCAGGUUACAAGAUUUGGGAACAGCACCAACUUGUCUUGGACCUCAAGAUGAUCCUUUCAAGGCCGGUGACCAGAUUCAAAUUGCACCUCCAUCAACCGAUCUCGAUUCGAUAUCCGAUAUGUAUGAAACAAAGCCAGUGCUCUCGGGAGAUACCAUUAGUACUGAUCAGAAGAAAUUUGAAGCACCAGCAACAGCCAAGCUUGAAAGGCCAUCACCAAGAAGAACCCCAAUUUCGACUGAAAGGAUGAAUCCUAUGAUGAAUAAUGGCGCCAUGUCACAAGGAAGAAAUUCGCCAUAUGGAUGAGUCUUAACGUAGUUGUAUGUAAGUCAUGACCUAAUUAAGUUCCCCAAUUAAGUAUGAGGUUUAGGGUUUAGUACUUCUUGAAGGUUUAGCAAUUUAUAUUAGGGUUUCCUGCAUCCCCUAUGAUAUAAAAAUGCCAUGCAUGGCAUGGCAAACAUCAAUUAUUCUGUUGAAGUGGUAUUAAUUAGUUAAACAGUAAAUUUGUACUUUAUUUAUUUAUGAUCCUUGUCACUUGUUAAAUCAUACUCUUGAUCUCUUGCUUCACAUAAUUUUAUUGAUCAAGAAUAAUGUCGACGUCAUGUA